This is a messenger RNA of Hyalella azteca, 608 nucleotides long. RefSeq lists its product as uncharacterized. The annotation marks the transcript as partial. The record is from RefSeq and is a predicted model, not a curated record. Lineage: Eukaryota; Metazoa; Arthropoda; Malacostraca; Amphipoda; Hyalellidae. The transcript is spliced from 3 exons.
AGGCUGACCAGUACGCGGAUUUCCCGAGAGCGCAGGAGCGUCAGGAAACCGAAGCAGGAUCCAGGGCUGAAGGUCGAGCGACGUCAUCGAAAAGCAGAGGCGGGGGUUGCCUGCUGCUGCGGCUGAUGGUUAGAAAGAUGCCGCUCCUCGAUGGUUUCCCGUCAACGACAGGCGAGCUUUUCACGACCGUCAACGACGGCAUCCGACGGUUCGGCGCCGACCCCAUCGCUGCCCUCAAAAGCUUCAACCUGAAGACCGUUGGUCUGGUGGGGGCUGGCAUUCUGGUGGCGGUGCUGGUCAUAGACCUGCUGGGGUACUUGUACGCGGUCUACAAAGGUACUGCGAAGAAGUACAUUCCCUACAGCCGAAGUCUUGCGCUCACGGCGGCCGAAGCUUGGGAGGAUAGAAGUUCCAACUUCAUCGGCGAGUUUUACGACCCUUACGCCCGGGGAAGGUCCGUGGACUCCCUCACGAAUGUGCUCGACUCCCUCGCCUCCGCCGCCCGCCGCUGGGGGGAAGAUUCUGAACCCACCGCAUCCUCACAGGACUUCCCCGCCUCUNUAGACGUUUCGAUUUUCGAUGUUUUCCAUGGCCCACAGGGGCUGCGA